This is a messenger RNA of Rangifer tarandus platyrhynchus (Svalbard reindeer), 1125 nucleotides long. The record is from the annotation of a GenBank genome assembly. NCBI's taxonomy places the organism in Eukaryota, Metazoa, Chordata, Mammalia, Artiodactyla, Cervidae.
AUGGCCAAGGAGCGGCGGAAGGCCGUGCUCGAGCUGCUGCAGCGGCCGGGGAACGCGCGCUGCGCCGACUGCGGCGCCCCGGAUCCUGACUGGGCCUCGUACACCCUGGGGGUGUUCAUCUGUCUGAGCUGCUCUGGGAUUCACCGGAACAUCCCCCACGUCAGUAAGGUGAAGUCCGUGCGCCUGGACAGCUGGGAGGAUGUCCAAGUGGAGUUCUUGGCCUCCCGCGGGAACGCCGUCGCCAGAGCCACGUUCGAGUCCCAAGUGCCCCCGUUCUACUACCGGCCCUCGGCCUCCGACUGCCAACUCCUGCGGGAGCAGUGGAUCCGGGCCAAGUACGAGCGACAGGAGUUCACCCACCCCGAGCGGCAGGAGCCCUACUCUGCAGGGUACCGAGAAGGCUUCCUCUGGAAGCGCGGCCGGGACAACGGGCAGUUCUUGAGCCGGAAGUUCGUGCUGACGGAGCGCGAGGGCGCCCUGAAGUACUUCAACAGGAGUGACGCCAAGGAGCCCAAGGCCGUCAUGAAGAUUGAGCACCUGAACGCCACUUUCCAGCCGGCCAAGAUCGGCCACCCGCAUGGCCUGCAGGUCACCCACCUGAAGGACAACAGCACCCGCAACAUCUUCGUCUACCACGAGGACGGGAAGGAGAUGGUGGACUGGUUCAACGCACUCCGCGCUGCCCGCUUCCACUACCUGCAGGUGGCCUUCCCGGGGGCCAGCGACGCAGACCUGGUGCCAAAGCUGUCCAGGAACUACCUUCAGGAGGGCUACAUGGAGAAGACGGGGCCCAAGCAGACAGAAGGCUUCCGCAAGCGCUGGUUCACCAUGGACGACCGCAGGCUCAUGUACUUCAAGGACCCGCUGGAUGCCUUCGCCCGCGGGGAAGUCUUCAUCGGCAGCAGAGAGAGUGGCUACACGGUGCUGGACGGGCUCCCACCGUCCACCCAGGGCCACCACUGGCCACAUGGGAUUACCAUCGUCACGCCAGAGCGCCGGUUUCUGUUGGCCUGCGAGACGGAGUCGGAGCAGCGGGCGUGGAUGGAGGCGCUCCGGAAGGUGGUGGACAGGCCCAUGCUGCCCCAGGAGUAUGCAGUGGAAGCCCACUUCAAGCACAAGCCCUAG